Jaculus jaculus (lesser Egyptian jerboa) is the source of this 942-nucleotide messenger RNA. RefSeq names its product transcription factor 15 (gene Tcf15). Gene Ontology annotation, molecular function: protein dimerization activity; RNA polymerase II transcription regulatory region sequence-specific DNA binding; DNA-binding transcription factor activity, RNA polymerase II-specific. The transcript is spliced from 2 exons. NCBI's taxonomy places the organism in Eukaryota, Metazoa, Chordata, Mammalia, Rodentia, Dipodidae. The coding region runs from base 1 to 597 and encodes 198 amino acids. The record is from RefSeq and is a predicted model, not a curated record. Gene Ontology annotation, biological process: developmental process; regulation of transcription by RNA polymerase II.
AUGGCGUUCGCGCUGCUGCGCCCGGUCGGCGCGCACGUGCUGUACCCGGACGUGCGGCUGCUGAGCGAGGACGAGGAGAACCGCAGCGAGAGCGACGCGUCGGAUCAGUCGUUCGGCUGCUGCGAAGGCCUGGAGGCGGCUCGGCGCGGCCCGGGCCCCGGGGGAGGGCGACGGGCCGGCGGUGGCGCGGGUCCCGUGGUGGUGGUGAGACAGCGACAGGCGGCCAACGCGCGGGAGCGGGACCGCACGCAGAGCGUGAACACGGCCUUCACCGCCCUGCGCACGCUCAUCCCCACCGAGCCCGUGGACCGCAAGCUGUCCAAGAUCGAGACGCUGCGCCUGGCGUCCAGCUACAUCGCGCACCUCGCCAACGUGCUGCUGCUGGGCGACUCGGCCGACGACGGGCAGCCGUGCUUUCGCGCGGCCGGCGGAGCCAAGAGCGGCGUCCCCGCCGCCGCCGCUGACGGUGGCCGCCAGCCGCGCUCCAUCUGCACCUUCUGUCUCAGCAACCAGCGCAAAGGGGGUAGCCGUCGUGACCUGGGGAACAGCUGCUUGAAAGUGAGAGGGGUAGCUCCCCUUCGAGGACCUCGGAGAUGAACCUGAGUCCCUGAAGCACUUGUGCCAAGCAGAAUCCCAGAGAAUGAGGCCAGGAGCUGGCCCCUGACUGGACAAGGGAGAAGGUUCCAGAAGUCGAGACUCUCCCUGCUUUGGGUAGGGACCAAGGGACAAUGGCCUGGACACAGGGCCUCGGGACAUCUCUGUUCCACCCUGGAGAGCUGUGAGGACCCAUUUAGCCAUUCAGGCCUGGCUGGCCAGAGACGGGACAGAACUUUUGAAGAACCAAAGACUUUGGUGGUAGAGCGUGUUGUGUAUGCUUCUGUGCGUGAGUGUGACGGUGUGAGAGAAUUGGUGAGUUUUAAAUAAAGGUAUUUUUAAAUAAAA